Molecule: messenger RNA, 213 nt
Organism: Prunus armeniaca (apricot)
Lineage: Eukaryota; Viridiplantae; Streptophyta; Magnoliopsida; Rosales; Rosaceae
Source: the annotation of a GenBank genome assembly
AUGGAGCCUAUUACCCAUACGCUUGCAAAGGUAUUGUAUGAAAUGAGGUUUUAUGAGAAAUCGGAGGUUGAAGCGGUGAAGAGAAAGGGGAUUUACAUGUCAAUGUUUAACCCAUUCACAAUUUGCAGAAUUUCCGAUGUUCCUCAGCAAAGUGAUGGUAAGCUGUGUUCAUUUAAAGCACUUUGUGGAUGUUGUCAAUAUGUGCACUUCUAA